AUGAGCACCGAGAGCUCAGCGGACAAAAUGGUGAGUUUCAAUAAGUGGAAAGAUCCUAACUGUUGGUAUAGAUUAAUGAUUACCGUUCGAUCAUCCAGAAUUCUUUCUUCCAUCGGUUGGGUGGGAUUUUGUUUCCUUUCUCCAAAUUUUCCCGUGAAACUUCAGAGACGAACAGAGAUGGACAACACAAUCCAAAACACAAAAACAGAGCAAGAAAAUGGAAGAAACUGCAUUGAAACAGGGCAAGAUGAUGAAAGAAAUUGCAUCGAAAUAGAGGAGGAAGAAGGAAUAGAAGGAUUGAUGCAAGCUAGAGAAGAGGAGGAAGGAAGAAAUGGAUCGCUGCAACCUCAACAAGAGAAGGAAGGACAAAGACGGGACUUUAUGAUGGAGGAUGAAUUGAAACCCAAAAUAGGAAGGGAGUUUGGAAGUUGGGAAGAGGCAUGGGAAUUUUGGCAAGAAUAUGCUAAAAACACUGGGUUUGAACCUAGAAAGUAUAAUGGUACAAAUAGCAGAAAAGAUGGUUCACUUAUUACAUAUCGAUAUGUAUGUUGUAAGGAAGGUUGUCGGAAAGAAGGUAAAAAGGAGACAUAUUCUUCCAAGUAUCGGGCAGAGACAAGGACUAACUGUAAGGCAAGAAUGAUAGUGUCUUUUAUUGAUCAAAAGUAUAAAAUCACUAAAUUUGAUGAAGAGCAUAAUCAUCCCUUGCACACACCAGCAACAAGGCACUUCUUAGCCUCUCAAAGAAAUUUAUCAGAAGUUGAUGCUUAUGGGAUUGAUUUGGCAAGAAAGUCUGGGCUCCAACAAAAAGCUACGUUUGACUUAAUGAGUACAUAUGCUAGAGGUAAAUCAAGUCUUGGAUAUACUCGAGUAGAUAUGCAAAACUAUUUGCAAAAAGAAAAGCAAAGAAGUAUGAAGUAUGGAGAGGUAAGGUGUCUAUUUGAAUAUUUUCAAAAACAACUUGCAGCAAAUCCUGCAUUCUACCAUAAAUAUCAGGUGGACACAGAAGAACAAAUCACCAAUGUGUUUUGGGCAGAUGCUGGAAUGCUAAUAGACUAUGCACUUUUUGGUGAGGUCGUAUCUCUAGACACAACAUAUUGCACAAAUUGUGAUCAUCGACCUCUUGCAAUCUUUUCUGGCUUUAAUCAUUAUAGAAGUGCAGUCAUUUUUGGAGUAGCAUUAUUGUAUGAUGAGACCACUAUGUCUUUCAAGUGGCUAUUAGAAACUUUCUUAGAUGCUCAUAUGCAAAAGAAGCCUGAAACUGUGUUUACAGAUCAAGAUCAAGCUAUGGCAAGAGCUUUAAGUGAAAUUCUUCCUGACACAAAGCAUUGUCUGUGUACUUGGCAUUUAAAGCAAAAUGGCAUCAAAUACUUGGGAAAUUUAAUGAAAGAUGGAUCACAUUUUUUAACUGAUUUCUGUAAAUGCAUGUCUAAAAUUUCAGAAGAAGACAAGUUUGAAGACGCAUGGAGCCAAUUAAUCUCUUCUUAUGAUGUCCAUGAGAAUACAUGGUUGAUAUCCAUGUAUAAGAUUAAAGAGAAAUGGGCUUGGUGCUCUGUAAAAAAUCAUCGUACUCUAGGUAUGAGAAGUACACAGCUUAGUGAAAGUGUGAAUGCUGAUGUAAAGAGAUGCACAACACCGGGCUUAGCUAUAAAUGAAUUCUUUACCACUUUUGACAAAGUUGUUGCAGAGAAGCGAGACAAGGAAUUGAAGCUUGAGUUUGAUUCUCGACAACAAAUACUGAGGAUGGUUAAUCAAAGUGCACCUAUAUUGUGCCAACUUGUGCUAACUUAUACCCCCGAUGCCUUUGACAUGUUCCAAGCACAAUGGGAUCUCCAAUUCUCUGUGAUGUUGUCUAAUCGUGAUGAGGAAGGACCAUCGUAUGUAUACACUGCUCAUAUGAUUGAUGAAGAAGGAGAAUGGAGAGUUGAGUUUAAACCUGAGACAUAUGAAAUUUGUUGCACUUGUCGGAUGUUUGAGACUACUGGGAUAUUAUGUUGUCAUGCAUUGAAAGUAUACGAGUCGAAGGAUGUGAGAAUUAUGCCCAAGCAAUACAUUAUCAAGAGAUGGACUAGAGAAGCAAGGAGUGAUGUUGUAUAUGAUAUUGGAGGGAGUGAGAUACAAGUAGACCCAAGGCUUGAAAUCACAUAA
Messenger RNA from Prosopis cineraria, 2145 nucleotides. Its product is annotated as protein FAR1-RELATED SEQUENCE 5-like. The transcript has 2 exons. The record is from RefSeq and is a predicted model, not a curated record. Gene Ontology annotation, biological process: regulation of DNA-templated transcription. Lineage: Eukaryota; Viridiplantae; Streptophyta; Magnoliopsida; Fabales; Fabaceae. The coding region runs from base 1 to 2145 and encodes 714 amino acids. Gene Ontology annotation, molecular function: zinc ion binding.